UAUUCUAAUUUCUGAUGAUUUAUUUGUUUUUAUUGUAAUUGGUUCCGUAAAUUCCUUGGUGGGUUUUUUGUUUCAUGCUCUGAAUUAGGUUCUGAUUACUUUUAAUUGUGUUUAUGAUGGUGUGGUUUAUGAUCAUGAAUUUGGAAUCGUUGAUCUUUUCUGUGUUGGGAUUGUUGAACGUUUGGAGGGUUUUUACUUGUACGUCUUGAAAGACAGUUUGAUCAGUUUUAGUCGGUUGUGAUUCGAAUGAUCUAUGGUUUAUCAAAAUCAGUUUUAAUGUGGGAUUUUAUGUUUUUCUUUUUUUGGGUGGGUGAAGUUUUGUGGGGCUUAUGUUAAAUUUUUUGGGUUUUGGUAUUGCUUGUUGCCUUGUUUUGUAAAGGCCAGGCACAAUGAUAAAAGUUGCACCAUUUUGACAUGGGAGGUCUAGGUUAAAUAGUUGUGGGUUUGAGUCUGUGUAUACUUGGCCUUUAUGAUUUACUGUGUUGAUUGGGAACUCCCUCGGUCAGAUGAACUAUGUGGUUGUAGAAAUGUUGAUAUUCUUCCCAUACGUGUUUUUAGAACUUUUCUGGACUGGAUUGACAUAGUGAUCCGGUUUUUUUUUUCUUUUUUUCAGGAGAUUAGAAUUUUGGCAUUUGAAGCAGGGUUAGAAAGUACAAAAUUAUGGCCAAUAAUGCAGCAGCUUGUGCUGAAAGAGCUACUAGUGAGAUGCUGAUUGGUCCAGACUGGGCAAUAAAUAUUGAGCUAUGUGAUAUCAUUAACUCGAACCCUGGACAGGCAAAGGAUGCUCUGAAGAUACUGAAGAAACGUCUUGGGAGCAAAAAUCCUAAGAUACAGCUGCUUACGCUAUUUGUGCUGGAGACUCUGAGCAAAAACUGUGGUGAGAAUCUGUUUCAGCAGAUUGUUGAGCGGGACGUUUUACAUGACAUGGUUAAAAUUGUCAAGAAGAAGCCUGACUUAAAUAGAGGGAAGGAGAAAACAGAGAGAAAGGAAAAAGGAAAAGAAAGAACAAGGGUCACAACAAUAUCUGGAGUGAUUAUUUGGAGAAGCGAGCUGAAGAAGUGGAAAGACGGGGUUGCUGAGUUGGAUUCUGCAUCAUCUGUUCCUACACCUUGGUAUUUUUUUGUUCUCUUGUCCUUUCUCAUUUAUGGGUCUCUGCUUUGUAGAAAAUCUGGAAAGAUUUAA
This is a messenger RNA of Coffea eugenioides, 1182 nucleotides long. Its product is annotated as TOM1-like protein 4. NCBI's taxonomy places the organism in Eukaryota, Viridiplantae, Streptophyta, Magnoliopsida, Gentianales, Rubiaceae. The record is from RefSeq and is a predicted model, not a curated record. Gene Ontology annotation, molecular function: phosphatidylinositol binding; ubiquitin binding. The coding region runs from base 661 to 1182 and encodes 173 amino acids. Gene Ontology annotation, biological process: protein transport to vacuole involved in ubiquitin-dependent protein catabolic process via the multivesicular body sorting pathway. The transcript has 5 exons.